Molecule: messenger RNA, 1016 nt
Organism: Aspergillus ibericus CBS 121593
Lineage: Eukaryota; Fungi; Ascomycota; Eurotiomycetes; Eurotiales; Aspergillaceae
Exons: 2
Coding region: 107-1006 (299 amino acids)
Source: RefSeq, a predicted model, not a curated record
CGCAUAUUCGUCCAGACCUGAAUUACUAUUUUUGUGUCUUCGAUAUAUAACCCUUUCCACUAGCCACGCUGGUUCGUCUGCUGCGCGAUACGCGGUUGGCUGCAACAUGUCCACCACCAGUACCUAUUCCCCGUUUCGCAUCUCGCCGAGGGACCGCGAUAACCUGGAUCGCAAUGAGGCCUUUAGGCUCGUGCGAGAGCAUUUGAGGCGUCAGGAAUUGGGCAUGAAGGCUCCGAGCUUUUGUUCGUCUCACCGCCACGACUGCUCCAACCAAGAGCAGGAGACAUUUCGUCUUCACCGCGACAUCAUCCAUACCAUUCUCCUCCCUUUAUUUUUGCUUCAUCACCAAGCGUCGCGUAUCGCGGCGAAUGUGCUGCCUAGCCACAAAGGCGCCGAGUCCGAACGGGCGUUUCGGGGUGAGGCGCGUGGCGCCUACGCUUGGCUGCAUUCCAUCCUCAGUGAAGAACAUGAUUGGUACUUGACCGAGCGGUGUCCCGCCUGUAUUGUCCUACACGUUAUGAAUUCCGAGCCGACCAUUCGUUUCGUGGCCGUGGCGUGUCUCCUGUCAGACCACCUGCAGGGUCUGGACCUGCCGAGCGCCAAGAGACGGCUGCCUAACUUUGACUUCUGGUACGAAUCGCUGGAGACAGCGGUCCGCGAGGAUACCUUCUGGGGCGAUGGCUUUUGGCCAGACAUCGAAUACCGGGCCUGUGCCUUGACCGAUGGUGUGAAGCAGUUGGUCCUGCAGUGUCUGGAGUUGCAGGCUGCUCUGAAUCGACAAGGGCUGCAGCCUGAGAUGUCGUACCGACCCAACGCUCACUCUCGGUAUGAUUCGCCACGCCCUUCGGUCACCGCGAAGCAGUCCAGCUGCACGCAGAUGCCCGUCGUCUCGGAGGAGGACCAGAAGAUUUUUGCCAAGGCUAGCGCUAAUCGCGUGAAUUCUCGGCCGCAAAGAUUCCACACUCGCAGACACGCCGAUGCUCGGAGAAGAUCCGUGACUUCUUAAGUGCUCGGGA